AAAAGUAUGAUUUUAUUUUUCUCACAUUGUUUAUUUUUCCCCUUGUUUAUGAACUGAUUUUUAUUCACAAAGCUAUUAUUUCAACAUUCCCACGAAUAUCAGGAAAUUCUUUGUGAAGGUCUAAUUCAGACAAUCACGGGGAAAACAUGGGACCAUGUGAUUCUGCUGAAAUAUUUCCUUCUUUCAACGCUUAUAUUCACUCCUUGAGCAGAGAAUGACCGUCCAUGUCAGCACAUUUACUUGUGUUGAUGGACCCUUCCUUAUUUAAUGGUUGGUGGGUUUCCCAGGGUUUCCUAUCCAUAAUUAAGAUGGAUGAUCUUUCCUGGCUGCUGUAUCACGGGAGAGUUUGGAUGACCAGUGCCUGGAGUAGACCAUCCUUAGCUAAUUCAUAAGAUAACCCUGACAGGCAAAGGGACAGAAUUUUUCACUUUUAAGUGUAUUUCUACAUAAUAUUAUUGUACUAUAAUAAUAAAACAGACUUUACCUCUUUCAUGUUUACAGGGAUGGAACUGGAACAUAUUCUUCCUAGCAAAGUAUCUCAGGAAUGGAAGAAAAAGUAUCCAAUGUACUCAGCCCUACUAUGAAGAUAAAUUAUAGCUUUCACAUGAAGACUAUAACCCACUACCAGCUAGAUGACCCUCACCAGAUUUGGCCCCUUGACCUUGGAUGUAACAUCCAUAACUGUAAAAUAAAAAUUUAUUUUCUUUAUAAAAAAAAAAAAGAAAUAAUCUGAGGAAAGGGCCAGGAAGGGGAAGGGAGGUGGGGAGGUUAGGGUGGAAGGAGGGUAAUGCGUGGGGCCACACCUACCAUGCAUCUUAGAAUGGGUACAGGCGAAACUUACUAAAUGCAGAAUACAAAUGCCUACAUACAAUAACUAAGAAAAUGUCAUGAAGGCUACGUUGAACAGUUUGAUGAGAAUAUUUCAGAUUAUAUAUGAAACCAGCACAUUGUACCCCUUGAUUGCACUAAUGUACACAGCUAUGAUUUAACAAAUAAUAAUAGUAAUAAUAAUAAUAACAACAACAGUAAUGCUCUCCCCAAAGACUCUACACUGGUGAUCUCUGUUCACUCCCCACCAUAACUAGACUGUUUCCAGUUUUAUUUUAUCCCUAACCCUCUCAUGUAAAAUGGACCCCUAUAACAAGCAUUACUCACAUGUACCAAGAUUUCUACCUGCCUGUUGCUUAUGAGUACAUAACCCUAAAGUUAGGAAAUGACUGUGACUUUCCUUGACCAGCAAAAUGUGAGGAGUGACCUGCAUCACUGCUGGGUGAAAGCAUUUAAGGUUCGGUGCACAAUUUCCACACUCUCUUCCUCUGCCAGGGUGCUGGUGGAAGUGUCACAGGAAAGCAGCAGACUAGAAUGAUGAUGCCCUGGAGAUCUGCAUGAGUGCAUGUUAACGUUUGUUAUAUGAAGCCGCUGAGAUUUGAGUGGCAUUGGCACAGCAGCUUAAGGUGUAGUCUCUCCCUCGCUCAGUUCGCUCUGACCACCAUUCAUGCUGCACCCUACAACUGCAUAAGUGGUAUUUGUACUGAUUCCAGUCCCUGUUGAGGAUAAAGACUCAAAGGAAUAACUGGUAGCAGCUGGAAGAUCUCUAGGAUAAAUCGUAUUUUGUGUCCCACCCCCUUGCCAGGUCUCAGGAUUAGCACAGAGGGCAUCACAAUGCAAAUAGCCCACCUUGAUUUAUAACCGAGCACAAGUUUAAUUUAGAACACACUAAAAGCUAGUGGGAAAUUCAAUAGAAAUGCCUAACUGUAAUAGGAGAGGCAGAAACAGGGCUCCGGAAUGAAUCAAGGAUAUGUGUAUGGAUUCAAAAGUAAUCUCCACACACCUGAAAGUUAAAUGUAAGACAUGCAUGAAUGAGACUUCUGAGGGAAAUGGCAGAAAGCACAAUCCUCCCCCAAAAAACAAAUAAAAAACCCAAAACCAAACAAUGAGUCUUAAGAAACACUCACAUUUGGGGCACAGAGAGGAGAAGGAAGAUAGAGGAACUGUGAUGACAACACCCAUUCAUUCUGAGAGCUAAUAAUACCAUAUCUUCAUUAAUAAAUUCAUUUAAAUUUAAAUUUCAGGGGUUUUAACGAGGAUAAAAAAUGUGCUACUCCUUAACAAUCCAUUUAGUUUCUCUGAUAUUAAAAUAGAUUACCCAUCUGCCAGGCAGCUGGACAUUAUCUGUAAUAGAAAGCAAAAUUAUUUUUUAAUUCAAUGUCUCAGAACUAAUUUAUCAAGAUUAAAAGUAGAAGGGUGGGGCGUGGUGGCUCAGGCCUGUAAUCCUAACACUCUGAGAGUCUGAGGAGGGUGGAUUGCCUGAGCUCACAGGUUCCAGACCAAUCUAGGACAGAGUGAUACCUCAUCUCUAAAAAUAGCCAGGGUUGUGGCAGGCACCUGUAGUCCCAGCUACUCAGAAGGCUUAGCAAGAGAAUCACUUGAGCCCAAGAGUUUGAGGUUACUGUGAGCUAUGACAUGGCACUCUACCCAGGGCUACAAAGUGAGACUGAGUCUCAAAAAAAAAAAAAAAGAUUUAAAGUAGAAACAAAACAACUUUUGAACAUGUGUGAUUUGUUGCGCAUCUCAUCUGGCAUGCACCAGGCACUGUGGAAGCACAGUCCCCAUCUCUUCUCAGCCUCUGGCUAAGAUCAAGUGUGUAGGAGCACAGUGCCCAAUUGGGGGCUGGCUACCUCAUCCCUGUGCCCAUUUUACACUCUACUCCCCUUGCAGCAUUUUGGACUUUGUGCCAGCUUUGCUCCUCAAGAUGACCUUGACAGUGAAUUAGUUAACAUAUUCUGAGCCCCAGGUACGUGUGCCAAGCACUGUACUAAGUGCCUUAUAUGGGUUUUUCCUACUUAAUCUUCAAGACAACCCUGUCAGGAGAGAACUAGUACCAUCCCUAUUUUAUAGCUUGUGAGGCUUAAACGUUAAGAGACUUGUCUAGGGUCACGCACCUGGCAAGCCAUGCAGCCAGGACACAAAAUGCUGUGGCUGGCCAAUGCCAAAGCAGAUGCUCCCAGCCCUGCUGCUGAAAGCCUGAUCCUCAGACUAGCAGCACUGCCAUUACCUAGGAUCCUGUUUGUUAGAAAUGCAGAAUCUCAGGCCCAAGGCCAGACCCACUCAUUCAGAAUUAGGUUUUAACAAAAUCUCUGGGUGAUCCCUCUGCACAUGGAAGUUUGAGAAGCACUGUGCUAACUCUCGCCAAUAUGAAGUUUUAAUGAACGCUGAGGGAGACAGACGAUCUUUCCCCUGGGCUGCAAUUUGGUGUUCUCCAGCCGCUAAGAGGAAGGAUUCAGAACGCCCUCGCAGUUGCAAACACCAGCGAUCACUCUGAUCAACGGAGGGUGGGACCAACUCCACAGGCAGCAGACACGGAGCAGGGUCUUGAAGCCAGAACAUUUCCUCAAUUUAUUUCAUUAAAAAUAGGUGCUGUUCCAAAUGGACAAGUGCCCACACCAAUAAUCUUCUGGAGUUAGCUCCCUCAGCUUCGAUUCCAUUUUCCAAAUACAAUCCAAAUAUCAACAGCAUCAAGAAGCACUUUUAAAACUCCCGAUAAAACGUGCUAUUAUAUUGUUAAUCAUAUUAUUCUUAGAAUUGUCUAACUAAUAAUGUUCGUACCAAAACAAGUUUGCCGCUCAUUCUCAGUUGUACUCCGGGUAUGAGUUCAAACAUUUGGUGCAAAAAGCAGAUACACUGCGUUUGCUAGGCAAGCCCCGGUUGCAGGUAUUUAACUCAGCGUGUGGCGUAGCCUUUUCAAAUCCCCUUGGCAAGCAGCGCCCGCCUCCUCUCUCGGGUGGAGACAAACAGCCCAGUUCAUUUCACCGGCUGGCACUCUCUUCCCUGUCACGAUUUCAGCCUGGCUUCCUAAGGCCCAACCGGCGUCCUCAGGCGGGUCACCUGGCUAUCCUGGACUCUCCCCACUGAGGACCCCACCUGCACCUGCGCCUGCACCUCCGGGAAGGGGCGGUGCUGGCCCCGCUCUCUCUCGGGUGGACAAGCCAAGAGGCGGCGGUGGCAGACGGAGAGUCACGUGCGACAUUGGGGGGCGGAGCGCGGCCCGCUGGAGGGGCGGAGAAAACAAAGCCCCCAGCUGUCAGCAGAGGAAGGAGGCUACAGCCCCGGAGAAGUGUCCUAUUUCCCAGAGGAACAGUUCACUUCGACAGCCAGGGAGAGAGCCUGGAUGCCCAAGUUGGGGAAUGGCAGUCAAUGUGUAUUCUACCUCGAUAACCCAAGAGACGAUGAGCAGACAUGACAUCAUUGCCUGGGUUAAUGACAUAGUAUCUUUAAACUACACAAAAGUGGAGCAGCUUUGUUCAGGAGCCGCCUAUUGCCAGUUCAUGGACAUGCUCUUUCCAGGCUGCAUUAGUUUGAAGAAAGUAAAAUUUCAGGCAAAGUUGGAACAUGAGUAUAUUCACAAUUUUAAACUUCUGCAAGCAUCAUUUAAGCGAAUGAAUGUUGAUAAGGUAAUUCCGGUGGAGAAGCUAGUGAAAGGACGUUUCCAAGACAACCUGGAUUUUAUUCAGUGGUUUAAGAAGUUCUAUGAUGCUAACUACGAUGGGAAGGAGUAUGAUCCCGUAGAGGCGCGACAAGGGCAAGAUGCAAUUCCUCCCCCCGACCCUGGUGAACAGAUCUUCAACCUGCCAAAAAAGUCUCACCAUGCAAACUCCCCCACAGCAGGCGCAGCAAGAUCAAGUCCAGCAUCUAAACCAGGAUCCACACCUUCUCGUCCCUCCUCAGCCAAAAGGGCUUCGUCCAGCAGCUCAGCAUCCAAAUCUGAUAAAGAUUUAGAAACACAGGUCAUACAGCUUAAUGAGCAGGUACAUUCGUUAAAACUUGCCCUUGAAGGUGUGGAAAAGGAAAGGGAUUUCUACUUUGGGAAGUUGAGAGAGAUUGAGCUGCUCUGCCAAGAACAUGGGCAGGAAAAUGAUGACCUCGUGCAGCGAGUAAUGGACGUGCUCUAUGCUUCAGAAGAACACAAAGAAAGAGAAGACUGCAGUGUGCCUGGACGCUGUGCUGGGUGCUUUCCGUAUGCGGCGUGCGCGCGCGACUCUGCUGAAGAGGCCCGGGAGCAGCUAGCCUGCUCUGCUUUCUGCUUCCCCCGCUAAGGAGGGCCACACGGAAGAGCCAGAAGCAGAGGAGCAGGUCCACGAGCAGCAGCUCCAGCAGCAGGAAGAGUACUGACCCAUCCCAGCAGCUCUUGACACUCUCUUGUGCAUGGGAACUUUUCUUCUGGAGAAUUGGAACAUGUGUGGCCUCAAGCUCGACAGAAAGCAGUUGUUCCCAAUUGGCCGUUACCAUCAGCACACUGUGCAUCCGCCAGCCACCGCACCCGGUUCCCAUUUCCUUUGCCAAGAUGUAUUCACAGGUGGCCAUCCUGGCCACCUACCCGAGAGAUCAUAGGGUCACAUCCAUUCAACUUCGCCACUUGGCUGCUUGAGAUUGGUUCUGCUCUUUCCUUCAUUUCUUUCCAGAACUAUUCCCCUACCCCUACCCCAACACUACCACCCCCUCCCCCUCUUUUUAUCCUGGUGUGAAACAAUGGUAAUUUCAUCAAUGGUAUUUAUAUUGGCAUUUCUCAACCCAGUGUCACUAGAUGUCACAUGCAUUUGUGGUGCUUUGAUGUUUGCAAGUCUAACCUCUGAACGUAAAUUUGGUCAAAUAAUUAAUUGGAACAAAGGGAAAUAGAUACUCGAUAUGAAAGCCAUAGACAGUGACUUGUGUUGUGGGGGGAAAUGUAGGGUUAGUCUUUCCCUCUGUUCACAACACUAAAGGGAAAAAAAAUGGAUUCAAAGCUAGGAAUUCAGGGCCCAGUAAUGUUGAUACAUCAGCAUGUUAGACAACCACACAGUAUGUUGUUACUUUUGAAAGACAUUUGCUCAAGGAAAACAGCAUCUCAGCUUUACCCUCUCACCAUGUGCCCCUGUCCCCAUCCCCUUCCCAGAUUCUCAUGCUAUUUUCUUUCUCAGGGUCCUCUUUGGUGGGCAGCCACUCUCCCCAAGAAGUUGUCAUCACUUACCUGCAGUCCAAAGGGGGUCUGGGUGGGUCCAGAUCUUCCUGCCUUGUCUCUCUUCCUCCUGUGGGUUUCAGCCCCCAAACUGUCAGUCACACGAGGGCACUCCUACCAAAAGAUAGCUUCGGGAUUUGCGUCUCGGAGUUGCAGGGCUCCGUGUCAUGCUGCACGCUUGGUGGAAGGUUGGAAGUGAAGACUUUCUUAAUAGGAGCGUAAUUCCAAGGGAGAAUCAUGGCUCUGCAGUCUGGUGUUGACACUGAAAUCACAGCACAGGAAAAUCUAUGACACGCAGGAAAAUCUUUGACACCCAGUAUCUUCCAGACUAAGGAAUUUCCUCUCUUUGACACAAGGGCCCUCCUUGUCAUUGAUCUUUGAUAAACCAUGGCAAUUCAUAGAGAAAACAAUUAAAAGCAUUCCUUAUUUUUUUAACUAAUAUUUGCACAUUUUCUUAGUCUCUUUCCAAACCUUGGCCUUUUUUUCUCCUCCUGUAACAGAUGGUAUCCCUUCCUGGGUCAUUCAUUGCACUUGGUUUCUAACUUGUUACUUUCACUUGUUAUUUGACUUAGCAGGUACAACAAAAAUAAGAAGCAAUUGUGCCCCACCCCACUUUCCACUUAACUGAAAAGCUUAAAAUAAAUUUCUGAAUUAUGGAUCAUGAAGUUUUGAAAGUUCCUUAUUAAUUGAUGAAAUACUAAUUCUAAAUUCUGACAUUGAAGCUUUUCACCAAAAGAAGUCUUUCCAAAAUAAAUCUCUUGCAGCAAAGUGGUAUUUAUUAAGUUUUACGUGGAAAAGAUGGCUUGUAUUUUUAGAUGAUUGCAACACACUGUGCGGAAUUGGACAGACGUUCCAUGGUGUUUGGUUUCCCUUUCUUCUCUCUCCUGCUCACCCUGCAUUACAGCGGCAGCUCAUUUCUCUAAGGCUCGACAGCCUGGCUCUCGGCAGUGACGUCCUCCCACUCCUGGUCACAGGUAGUGGCUGUGCUAUACACAGCAUCCUGUUAAUGUUGUGUUGCCCUCCUGAGCCUAUUGCACUCACGGAUUUUCCUUUUUUUAAAUAGCUCUUGUAAAGAGGUCACAAUAAAUAACUCCAGGCCAAUCAUACUUGAGUGGUUCCUAGGCCAUUCUUUGCCUGCUGUAGACAUCACGGUCAUACCCAGUGCUGGGUAGAUUGUGACCAGACUCUGUUCGUGUGGAUGACAUUCCACGAAUGGGGUAAGCAAGGAGUCAAGAUCAUGUCUUCUCUAGGAUCCACUUAAUACUGUUAUAACUUGUGUACACCUGCCCAUGACUUGAUGGGACCACUCUGUCUCUCUCCAACUCCCUGGCCAGAUCUCUUAGCCCACGAAGAGAACUUUUCCUGGUCCCCAUACUUCAUUUUCCUUCUUAAAGGCUUGGGCAGACUAUUCACUUAUUUACAGGAGAGCUAUAUGUUCCUCUCUGUGUCCCCAUCUUACACAUCAUCUUUUGUGCUAUACUCCAGAGGAUGUCACAGAUGCUUUGGAGGAAUCUGUAACAACUGAGUUUCUGAGUCAGUCAUCUUGGUCUCUGUGCAGGCUACCACUCAUUCCCCAUGAAUGGUAGAAUCCCAUCCUUCUGUCAGCUCGGCAUUAGGGCACACUGUCCUCUGUGCCCCUGGUCAUGUGUCACUAGGCUAGGCUGAGAAGUAUCCCUGGGUAUGUGCUCUGCUCCUCCCUCUCAGAAAGCCCAGUUUCACCCUUCGUCCCCCCUCAUGUCCACUGUUGGCUGGUUAUAGCAUUUCCACUGUUACCAUCAGAUAGGAAGUGAUCGAAGCAGGGGGCAAAGAGAAAGCCCAUGUUUAUUCUAAGCAGAAAGGCAGGGAAAAGAAAAAAACAAUCUGUUGACCGAGAGAGGUAAACUCCAGAAGGGAACCAAGAAUUCCUUCCCUGGUGAGUAUUUCCAUUAUUCCGUUAAGAUUUAUGAUGCAUUCAGAUUACUUUUACUAAAUAGUACACCAUAAAGCUUUUGUUAUAUAUUAAAUGUAAACUGAAAGGAAUGUAAACAUAUGUAUUGUUAAUUAUAAAUAUAGAUAAGUAAUGACAUAAUAGAUGAAAAAGUCUUAUUCAGAUGUAUCACAUUCAUUUUACAUUACCCACCUAUUGUUGCAUGGUAGAAUAGUAUUUUGUCUCUGAAUAUGUGAAUAACUUGACUUGCGUUGACCUUUUUACAUAUUUAAUAAAAAAAAAGCAUAUGUUAAAA
Messenger RNA from Nycticebus coucang (slow loris), 8214 nucleotides. It is a transcript of the gene MAPRE2, whose product is annotated as microtubule associated protein RP/EB family member 2. Gene Ontology annotation, biological process: regulation of microtubule polymerization or depolymerization; protein localization to microtubule plus-end; spindle assembly. The coding region runs from base 4185 to 5093 and encodes 302 amino acids. Gene Ontology annotation, molecular function: microtubule plus-end binding. NCBI's taxonomy places the organism in Eukaryota, Metazoa, Chordata, Mammalia, Primates, Lorisidae. Gene Ontology annotation, cellular component: microtubule plus-end; spindle midzone; cytoplasmic microtubule. The transcript has 9 exons. The record is from RefSeq and is a predicted model, not a curated record.